AUGGCAGAGAAACAUAAGUCUUCCAGAAUCACCCGGAUCCCUUACUGGCGGCUGGUAGUCGAGCAAGAUGUUGUUAAUCAAGAGAUUAUCGACUACCCAUUCUCCGGCGAGGGUACCGAAGAGGAUCCUUUUGUGGUGACAUGGAUUCCCAAUGACCCGCGAAACCCAAUGAGAUUCAAACAGCUGACGAAAUGGACAAUCACGAUGCUGGUAGCCCUUGCGGCUUUAGCAGUCUCGCUGGAUUCCUCGGCCUACACUGGUGGUGUCUUUGAAAUAGAAGAAGAAUUUCAAAUCAGUACUGAGGUGGCGACACUUGGUGUGUCACUGUUUGUGCUGGGCUUCGCAAUAGGACCUCUACUGUGGGCACCACUCAGUGAACUAUUCGGCCGACAGGUGCUCUUUACCACUACAUACUUUGCCUUGACUGCUUUUAACUGCGGUGCUGCAGGUGCACAGAACAGCUGGACACUCGUCAUCCUUCGUUUCUUUGCAGGCGCGUUCGGAUCAUCACCGUUGACAAAUGCAGGUGGUGUGAUUGCAGAUAUGUUUGAGGCGAAAGAAAGGGGCAUUGCGAUGGGCACAUUCGCAGCAAUGCCGUUUUUAGGCCCCGUUAUCGGUCCGAUCGUCGGGGGUUUCCUAGGAAUGAAUGCAGGAUGGCGAUGGGUGAUGGGUCUCCUAGGGGCUUUCUCUGGAGUCGUCUGGAUUUUGGGUACUCUGCUUAUCCCUGAGACCUAUGCCCCGAUGCUCCGCCGUCGUGCGGCUAAACUGUCUCAAAUGACUGGCAAAAUAUAUCGCAGUAAGCCAGAAAUUGACCAAGGCAAAAUCAAUCUUGGAAAGUCAUUCAAAAUUGCGUUAUCACGUCCAUGGGCUCUCCUUUUUCGGGAGCCUAUCGUCUUUUUACUGUCAUUAUACAUCGCAAUCAUCUAUGGCACACUCGUAUCCGAUUGUGUUCAAGAGGUUCGGGGUUGGAAUCAAGGUGUAGGAGCCCUUCCCUUCCUCGGGAUCAUGGUGGGUAUGCUACUUGGUUUUGUAUAUACAAUUCUCGAUAAUCAGCGGUACAUCAAGAACCAGCGCAGACAUGGUGGGUUUGCAUCUCCAGAGGCAAGACUUCCACCAACCAUGCUGGCAUCGAUUACGAUUCCAGUAGGUCUCUUUUGGAUUGCAUGGACAAACUCCCCGUCAAUCCACUUCAUGGUCUCUAUCGUUGCUGGCGUCCCAUUCGGAUUUGGUAUAGUACUAGUUUUUCUGGGAGUUAUGAACUACCUGAUUGACGCGUACACUAUCUAUGCAGCCUCGGUUCUAGCAGCAAAUUCAGUCUUGCGGUCAAUCUUUGGUGCGGUUUCCCCCUUUUUACUACUUAUAUGUAUCAAGGGCUGGGUAUUCACUGGGCCUCCUCGAUUCCAGCAUUUUUAUCCUUGGCCUGUGUUCCAUUCCCUUUCCUGUUUUACAAGUACGGUGCUGCCAUUCGAAAGCGCUGCAAGUAUUCUGCGCAAUCUUAUGCUUUCAUUCAAAAGCUGCAAGAAAGGGCACAGACACAACCAAAAUCCGACCAAGAGGAGGAAAAAAGCAAGGAUUCAAACAUCUCCGAAGCUACUGCACCAGCGUCAGAUGGCUGAGGCAAUAGCGUAA
This is a messenger RNA of Penicillium taxi, 1629 nucleotides long. RefSeq names its product MFS transporter. The transcript has 4 exons. Gene Ontology annotation, biological process: transmembrane transport. NCBI's taxonomy places the organism in Eukaryota, Fungi, Ascomycota, Eurotiomycetes, Eurotiales, Aspergillaceae. The record is from RefSeq and is a predicted model, not a curated record. Bases 1 to 1629 code for a protein of 542 amino acids. Gene Ontology annotation, molecular function: transmembrane transporter activity.